Perca fluviatilis (European perch) is the source of this 1407-nucleotide messenger RNA. RefSeq names its product fibulin-7-like. The transcript has 7 exons. Gene Ontology annotation, molecular function: calcium ion binding. The record is from RefSeq and is a predicted model, not a curated record. Bases 80 to 1381 code for a protein of 433 amino acids. NCBI's taxonomy places the organism in Eukaryota, Metazoa, Chordata, Actinopteri, Perciformes, Percidae.
CCGGCGUAGAAGAGGUGAUUUAGUUUCAGAGACGCAGUGAAGGAGCUGAGGAGUCUGAAGAAAGCAGAGCUUCAUCGGGAUGGAAGUUGUGUUCGGGAUGAAGAGCGCCGGGGUCGUCGUGUUGAUGCUGUGUCUCCGUCACGCGUCCUUUUCUUCCGCUCAGGAGUGUCCAUCCACCCACGACCUGCUGAACUCAUUGCGGCAGGUGGAGAAGAUGUUGGCGGUCCACGAGGCUUCGUACCAGCAGGGCCUGCGCUCCCUCAGGAAGAAGAUGAGCACUCUACACAACAGCACCAUGGCCAUCUUUAAGACCGGCGCAACCUGCUCCAAACCAGAGCCCCCUGCUCAUGGCCGCAGACUGGGCAGGGUGUUCGGCAUCGGGCACGAGAUCCACUUCCUGUGCAAGCCUGGCUACGAGCUGAUUGGCCCACGCACCCGAGUUUGUCUUGAUUCUCUGAGGUGGAGCGGCCAGCAGCCAAUGUGCAGACCCCUCAACAGCAGCGGAAACUCCCUGGCCUCUUUCUCUCCUGCUGCUCCUUCCUCCUCCUUCCCUGUCUCUGCUGCUCUGUCAGCAUCCUCCUCCUCUGCAGCAUCCUCACCACCUCCUGUCUCCUCUACAUCACCCACGUCUUCCUCCCCGCCCUCCUCCGUCCGUCCGUCUCACUGCACUCACUUCCUGGGCUCCACCCGCUGCACCUGUGACGUGGGUUUCACCAUAUCAGGCCGCGACAACAACAUCUGCACAGAUAUCGAUGAGUGCCGUCUGUUUCCUCUCGGUCAGCCCGGCCGGCUCUGUGUCCACCAGUGUGUAAACACGCCCGGCAGCUUCCACUGCUUCUGUCCGGCCGGCUACGACCUCGCCAGAGACGGCCGCAGCUGCACAGAUUUCGACGAGUGUGAAAACCGGAUGCACAACUGCACAGCAGACCAGGUGUGUGUGAACACCUACGGAGGUUUCCAGUGUGCGACGGUGGAGUGUCCUCACAUGAAAAACGCCACGUACAUCAAGACGUCACCAAUGCGCUGUGAGAGGAACCCGUGCAUGCUGGGAGACAAGGCGUGCACUCAGGCGCCAAACUCAAUCUCCUUCCACUUCCUGUCUGUGGUGUCCAACAUGUCCGCUCCCCGCGUCCUCUUCCGGGUGUCGGCGGCCCGCGUGCUGGGCGACACGCUGCGUUUCGGCCUGGCGGGCGGCCGCGGGCGGGGCCACUUCAGCGUGCAGCGCUCGGGCCGGCAAACUGGCACCCUCCUCCUGGUGACGCCCAUCAACGGGCCCGCCGCUCUGGAGGCCGAGGUGGAGAUGAGCGAGCUGGAGCGCAACAACCUGCUGGGCCGCUACCUCACAAAGGUCACGCUGUUCGUUUCUCCGUACGAGUUUUAGGGGCAGGAGUCUGAAAGUCUGAAAUA